CAUUCAGAAAAUUCACUACAACGUAAAGUGGUGACAUGGUGAACCAAUAAUGUAUCGUGAGUGAAGUGUGCAAACUGUAAGACAAGAACUAAACUUAGCCUCAAAUUCCGUUCCUUUCCUUCCUUAAGCUCCUCUAAAAUGUCAACAUAUUUCUCAAGAAAAAACCAGAAUCAAACCAAACAGAAGCCAAGAGACGGUCAAGAUUACAACUUUGGAGAUGAGCCACAGGUUUCACAGUCGGACCCCACUUGGUGAUGGUAUACCUGCAUCGUUUUGUCUGUCCAACAAUGAACAAUCUCUUUCCACAGCUGUGGGGGCAACAUUCAAACUAUCUCAAACUAUGGUAUCUGAUCCGUUAACCCAAUUAGAGGCCUUCCUUCAUUCUCUUAUCUUUCCCUCUUAAUGUAAUCUCCUUCACACAAGUAUUUGAUUUGAAUUGGACUCAACUGGGUUUGGAGUUUCGAUUCAGCAAAUGGCUUUGUUGAGUCCUCGAUUGCAUAGAUUCCGCUUAUUAACCAAGCUCCACCAAGCCUCUGCCUCCAAACCCACUAACGCAAAUCAGCUCACUGUCAGAAGAAAAACCGGAUGCUGCUAUGCCAUAGCUGUUGAUGCUCCAUCUUCUUUAACAGAUGCUGCGGGAAUCAGAUGGGGUUCUACCACUUUGCAAGGCUUGCGGGAAGAAAUGGAGGACGAUGCUGUUGUGCGGUCUGAUGGUCUUAAUGGCUUCUUGUUUGCUGCAGUGUUCGAUGGCCAUGGUGGCUGUUCCUCCGUCAAGUUCCUCAGGGAGGAGCUGUACAAAGACUGCAUAACAGCUGUACAAGGUGGUCUGAUGUUGAAUGGAGGGGAUUUUGAAGUGAUCAAAGCGGCUUUGGAGAAGGCUUUUGAUGACACUGAUAAAAGAUUACUCCCUUUGCUGGAGGCAGCUGGGAAGGAAGAUGAAUCUGGUUCCACUGCAACUGUUGCAUUCAUACGAAAUGAUGUUAUGUUCAUUUCACAUGUUGGUGACUCUUGUGUUGUGUUGUCACGUUCCGGAGGAGCACAGGUAUUGACGAGUUCUCAUCGGCCUUAUGGAAACAACACCACCUCACUGCAAGAAAUUAGAAGAAUUAGAGAAGCAGGUGGAUGGAUCGUUAAUGGGAGAAUCUGUGGAGACAUCUCUGUAUCUCGUGCAUUUGGUGACAUACGAUUCAAGACGAAGAAAUACGAGAUGCUGAGAAAAGGAGCUGAAGAAGGGAGAUGGUCUGAAAAGUUUGUUUCUCGUGUACAGUUCAAUGGAGAUUUGGUAACCGCAUCACCAGAAGUUCUUCAGCUUACCCUCGGAUCAAAUGUCGAGUUUGUACUGAUAGCGUCGGAUGGCCUAUGGGAUUACAUGAAUAGCUCCGAAGCGGUUAAGUUUGUUCGGAAUCAAUUGAGUCAGCAUGGUGAUGUUCAGUUAGCUUGUGAAGCCCUCGCACAAGCAGCCUUGGACAAAGGGUCACAAGACAAUAUCAGCAUUAUCAUGGCUGAUUUGGGGCGGACAGAUUGGCAGAAUUUGCCCCUCCAGCAAGACAACGUCAUAUUUGAAGUGGCUCAAGCUUUUGGCACGAUUGGGGUCGUUUCUUUCGGUAUUUGGUGGGCGUCCUCUAUUUUCUGUCUUUAAAGUUUGUGUGUCCCACUGUUGUAUAAUCAGCUUAUUCUUCCGUACUUUUCAUCUGUAAAGUGUAAGUGAAUAGUUAUACAAUGUAUCACAUCUUAGCUAGUUUAGAUGA
Molecule: messenger RNA, 1748 nt
Organism: Cucurbita moschata (crookneck pumpkin)
Lineage: Eukaryota; Viridiplantae; Streptophyta; Magnoliopsida; Cucurbitales; Cucurbitaceae
Product: protein phosphatase 2C 57-like
Exons: 11
Coding region: 473-1639 (388 amino acids)
Biological process (GO): protein dephosphorylation
Molecular function (GO): cation binding; protein serine/threonine phosphatase activity
Source: RefSeq, a predicted model, not a curated record